AUGCGACUCUCAAUAUCAUGCGAAGGGUGUCGUCAAGCAAAGGUCAGAUGUGUGCAUGAAGGGGUCCCGCCAUGCCAGCGGUGCCAAAGGACCAAAAAGCCCUCCUGUGUUUUGACAGACCCGCGUGCAUCAAAGCUCAACUCGGGGAAAAAGAGCAUUCCAUCAAGAACCACGAGGAAGCGAAAGGCCGUUUCCACAGCAUCUCUAGCAACUGGCAGCAGUGAGGCUCCAUAUCGGAGCACUCCCCAGGUUGUUCCUGGGAAUCAAGAUGCAUCCGGUAAUCCCAUUUCGGCUCUCUCCCCAGCCACAGUAAUCAGCGCCGUCGAGACUUAUAGGAAGAAAUUCCCGGUCGCGAAUUUCCUGCACUAUCCCUCUCUCAUCUCGGAUAUAUCCGCUAGCCCUCUGUCGGUGGACCCAGUCUUCGUUGCGUCGCUACUUUCUCUCUGUGUGCGGUUCAUGCCCAUCCAUGAACUGGACGAUGAGGAGACGUAUGCGGACUAUGCCAGGAAGCAGCUUGCGCAUCGUGUGCUCGAGGCACCCUCGCUUUUUCUUGCUCAGUCGUUGGUCAUGAUCUCAUUUUAUGAAUGGGGGUCUGGGCGACCAUAUCAAGCUUGGAUGUACAGUGGCAUGGCCACUUACAUGAUCCAAUCGCUCUUGAAAAUGUCAGACGACAGCAUGGAACACAACCCCCAAGAGUUCCAUGCCUCACGGAUACAGUAUGAACAACUUGUUCGUACAUAUUGGUGCUGUUUUGCACAGGAUUGCGAGCUUAGUUCCGGAGCCCGACAGCACUUCGCAUUAUCCUUCUCUCAGAUCUCGGUACCGCUUCCUAUCAGUGACCGGGACUUCACAUUCGACCAUUCCCCGACAAGGAGGUUAAUGCCUGUGGACAUGAAUCAGAAGUGUCUUCUUGCAACGAAUUUGACCAUCGAGCAUGGGCUUACGAUUGUCACGCGCGGAUUUGACAUUUUCGUACGCAUUUUACGGUUUGCCAAUGAGCACCGACGGGAUUUGGCUUCCUUGUCGUCAGACGACUCUGCUGGUUCACCCCUACAUCUGACCUGGCAACAGCUUAAGGGAGAGCUGGACGAGUGGAGAUCUCUGCAAGACGCGACGGUCAGAUACCCUGCCACCAGCGCCCAGGCACAUGUUGCUCUUGGAUAUGGCGAGCUAUUCGCAUAUAUCAAUCUGGUCUAUUUCAUGAGGCAUGCCAUAUCUCCGAAACAAGAUGUAGACACCAAACUGACUGGCGACAGCGUACUUUUCCUCCACCGGGACCGAUUCCUUUCUAACCUGAAACCCCACUCCGAUGUCUUUCAUGACACCAGCGAUGGCAUACCGGGCGAACCGGGCACCAUCAAACAGCUUUUCGAAGCAGCCCAGCAAAUCGGCGGAGUCCUGUCCGCCCUCGAAGCCUCAGAAGCUCCCGUCAUAACGCCAUAUUCAGGCUUCAGCGUCUUCGUCGCCGCGCACAUAAAUAUGUACGGGACUAUCGCACCACAUCGGUACCCUGGCGGAUUUGAAAGAGCCGAGGAAGAGAAGAGCAAGAACCUGGAGUAUCUUGAGCGACUGAGUAGGUUCUGGCCUGUUGGUCGGAGCUGGUGGCGCACCGUCCAAGACGCAAAUCGCUUCUACGAAGCAGUGAAAAGUAACCAAACACACCCCGAGUCUGGCAUGCAUAGUCCGCGUCGUUUAGCACUGGCAGGAACAUUAGAUGAGUAUGGUGAUAUCCGCUCUCGUCCACACGGCGACCAGCAACAGCAAACUUCCCGGAGAAAUGCCGCUGUAUCCCAUGACUCUCCGCAUUACACUCAUGGAAGACCAUCUUCGCCACCUGAGCUCGGAAGCGAAGAUCAAUUCUUGUCGAGAGAGAAUGCCUCCCUUGGUGGUCAUCACGAUUUCGAAACUGAUAUGUUUCAGUGGCCGUUUAUUGAUGCCUCGUGGUCAACGGGGUUUGACAGUGGUUUGGAUGGGCUGUGGCAUAAUUCGGGGUUGUUUGAUAUGAAUCCGUCAAUGAGGUAG
Molecule: messenger RNA, 2022 nt
Organism: Penicillium lagena
Lineage: Eukaryota; Fungi; Ascomycota; Eurotiomycetes; Eurotiales; Aspergillaceae
Product: transcription factor domain-containing protein
Exons: 4
Coding region: 1-2022 (673 amino acids)
Biological process (GO): DNA-templated transcription; regulation of DNA-templated transcription
Cellular component (GO): nucleus
Molecular function (GO): DNA-binding transcription factor activity, RNA polymerase II-specific; DNA binding; zinc ion binding
Source: RefSeq, a predicted model, not a curated record